Messenger RNA from Cottoperca gobio, 3234 nucleotides. It is a transcript of the gene slc5a7a, whose product is annotated as solute carrier family 5 member 7a. Gene Ontology annotation, molecular function: choline:sodium symporter activity. Lineage: Eukaryota; Metazoa; Chordata; Actinopteri; Perciformes; Bovichtidae. The transcript is spliced from 9 exons. Gene Ontology annotation, biological process: choline transport; neuromuscular synaptic transmission; transmembrane transport. The record is from RefSeq and is a predicted model, not a curated record. Gene Ontology annotation, cellular component: synapse; perikaryon; plasma membrane. Bases 166 to 1956 code for a protein of 596 amino acids.
UUACUUUUGACUGUGCCUGGCGGUGCAAAGGGGGGACGAGGCUCUUAAAAAACCGUCGAAGUGUGCUGCUUACCAUUUUCUGUCUCGGGUGCCCAAAGCACAUGACUUUAGAAAUACUUUGAGGUCUCCAUGCCCUCCCAUUCCUAACGGAAGACCGGUGCGACAAUGACCAUCCAUGUAGAGGGGCUUGUGGCUAUCGCGAUCUUCUAUCUACUGAUCCUGGUCGUCGGCAUCUGGGCGGCAUGGAAGAACAAACACUCCGGGGAGGCGGAGGGGACCGACCGCAGCGAAACUAUCAUGGUCGGAGGGAGAGACAUUGGACUAUUUGUCGGUGGAUUCACCAUGACAGCGACCUGGGUUGGAGGAGGAUAUAUAAAUGGCACAGCUGAAUAUGUGUAUCUGCCAGAUUAUGGCUUGGCUUGGGCUCAAGCUCCCUUUGGAUAUGCCCUCAGUCUUGUUGUGGGUGGUCUUUUUUUUGCUAAGCCCAUGCGCUCACGAGGUUACGUCACCAUGUUGGAUCCGUUCCAGCAGAUAUAUGGGAAACGUAUGGGUGGCCUCCUCUUCAUACCUGCACUCAUGGGAGAGAUCUUCUGGUCUGCUGCCAUCUUGUCCGCCCUUGGUGCUACUCUGAGUGUCAUCGUGGACAUCAACAUUAAGAUGUCGGUGGUUAUCUCAGCACUCAUUGCAAUCUUUUACACCCUGGUUGGAGGACUUUACUCUGUGGCCUACACUGACGUCGUGCAGCUCAUCUGUAUCUUUAUUGGCCUGUGGAUCAGUGUCCCAUUUGCUUUGACCAACCCUGCGGUGUCAGACAUUACCAUUACUGCAGUGAAGCAUGUGUACCAGUCGCCCUGGAGAGGCAGCAUCAACAAGAGCGACACCUGGGUCUGGAUCGACAACUUCUGCCUCCUGAUGCUUGGAGGAAUUCCCUGGCAGGUGUAUUUCCAGAGAGUGCUGUCUGCCUCCUCGGCCACCUACGCCCAGGUCCUCUCCUUCCUGGCCGCUUUCGGGUGCCUCGUCAUGGCCGUGCCCUCCGUUCUCAUCGGGGCAAUCGGGGCCUCCACAGAUUGGAACCAGACAAGUUAUGGUGCCAUUUCUCCUAAAGAGAGGGACCAAGCGGACAUGAUUCUACCCAUCGUGCUCCAACACCUUUGCCCACCGUUCGUCUCUUUCUUCGGCCUGGGAGCGGUGUCUGCCGCUGUCAUGUCAUCUGCGGACUCCUCCAUCCUUUCAGCGAGCUCCAUGUUUGCGAGAAACAUCUACCAGCUCGCCUUUAGACAGUCGGCGUCUGACCGUGAGAUCGUGUGGGUGAUGCGCAUUACUAUCUUUGUAUUCGGCGGCCUUGCCACGUUAAUGGCGCUGGUGACCGGGACAGUUUACGGCCUCUGGUACCUGAGCUCAGACUUGGUUUACGUCAUCAUCUUCCCCCAGCUGAUCAGUGUGCUCUUUGUCAAAGGCACCAACACGUACGGCUCUGUGGCUGCCUACGUUUUCGGCAUGGUGCUGCGUAUAGGUGGAGGUGAACCCUACCUGCAGCUUCCUCCUUUCAUCUAUUACCCCGGCUGGACCAUUGAGCAGAGGAUACAUCACAUGACUGGAGAAAUGGAGGAAGUCGUCGUCCAGAAGUUCCCUUUCAAGACCGUCUCCAUGAUCGCCUCGUUUCUGGGUAACGUCGCUUUCUCCUACCUGGCAAAGUAUCUGUUUGAGAGCGGCAAGAUUUCUCACAAAUACGACUUUCUCGACGCAGUGGUGUCCAAGCACAGCGGAGAGAUUAUGGAUAAGACGACGCUUGUGACUCGCGGAAACAACAUCGGGCUGUCGGAGAUGGCGCCCGUCAAACCGCGGCUGAGCGUGACCUUGGCGGCUGCCUUCACACGCCGUGACACACUGCAGGCAGAAACAGUGGAGGAGGAGGAGGAGGAGUCCAGCCCUGAUUCCUCCGACCAUGGCGAAUAAUGACAAUCUCAGGAUGUGACUGAACACGUGAGUGAACUGUAAGUGAACUUACUCUGUCAGAUACUCGAAAAAGAAGUACGAGACAAACGUCCUCCCUUGGGACUAUAAAAGUACCACAUCCAACAUGUGGUGAUUGGAUACAGCCACAUGUUGAUUGUCCGGACAUGAAGUUCUCUUUCUGUGAAGUACAUCAAGCAUUCACUCAUAUAGUACUUAGAGAUAGUUGGGUUGUACUGCAUAUUCAUCCUUUGUUGAACUGCGCUGGAGAUCUACUUAAAGAACACUGUCUUCAUUGGAAUAAUUGAUGAGUGAGAGAUGCUGCAAAUCAUUUCUACAGUAGUAAAAUAUUUGAUGAGGAAUUAAAAAGGCAGGUACUUAAAAAGAAGCACGUGACAGCACAACCAUAGUUUGGAAGGUGGAGGGUUUACUGUAUGUACCAAUUAGAUAAAAGCAAUAACACACACUUGAACACCUGUGCAGAAAUCUUUUUUUUUAAAUAUGAUUGUGAAAGUAAAAUAGAUUGACAAAAAGAAAAUGAUGGAAAACAGGAUAUUUUAAAGCUGUGUCAUAUCAAGCCACUGAAUUUAUGUCGUGUGUAAAUGAACGUUUGCAGCUCUGACAUAAUUGGGUUUUGAUUUAUGAAUGAAUUAACACGUUAAAUCGACUGUAACGUCAUGAAUACAUCCAAUAUAUUAACCAACACCUAAAACUAGUUUUGUUUGAUACAGUUUCAACAGGCUUCUUCAUUAUUACUGAUAUAAACACAUCAUGACUGUGAAUCAAGAAACAAUCCAUGUAUCAUGCUGAGUAGAAAAUAUACAAGUAGUGACAGUAGUUGACUUGAAGCAUUAGGUAAUAUUCUCUUUAAUGUCAGGUGUAGAAGAAGUUUUAAUCUUAAGAAUCAGUGUAAAUUAGUGUUUAAAAUGAUCUUGUAUUCAACUGCCUUAAUGAAACCCAUAAAAACAGAAACUUUUAUUUCCACAGUUCUGACUGGACUCUGGCGAACAAAGACUUGAAUAUGAAUGUAACCUCUACAAAAAGAUCUAAAUAUAUUGAGUAGUGUACUUCUACUGCUGUGUGUGUGUAUGUUUUUGUUUGUGAUUUUGCAAAGUCAAACAGUAACUGGUGCAGAACAAUGUGGCGGCAGGUUCUGCUUCACAAAUCUGUUCUUCUUCAGCAGUGUACAGAUUGUUUUCUCUGUGACGUGUAUGUUUGUAUAAAUAUGGAGAAAAACAAAACAAAUUAUACUGGUUAUAACUGUUCAUAUAAGAUAGAAAG